Sorex fumeus (smoky shrew) is the source of this 2317-nucleotide messenger RNA. RefSeq names its product LETM1 domain containing 1 (gene LETMD1). The record is from RefSeq and is a predicted model, not a curated record. Gene Ontology annotation, molecular function: ribosome binding. The transcript is spliced from 9 exons. Lineage: Eukaryota; Metazoa; Chordata; Mammalia; Eulipotyphla; Soricidae. The coding region runs from base 1 to 1083 and encodes 360 amino acids. Gene Ontology annotation, biological process: intracellular monoatomic cation homeostasis. Gene Ontology annotation, cellular component: mitochondrial inner membrane.
AUGGCGCUGUCCAGGGUGUGCUGGGCUCGGGCCGCGCUGUGGGGCUCGGCGGUCGCCCGCGGACCCCCCGCCCCUCGGCGGCUGCAGCUGAUUCGCCCCGGCCUGGCCUGGGGGGCCCCUGGGUCUGCAAAGAUCCACCUUUCUCCAAAGGCAGAUAUGAAGAGCUUGAUCUCUUACGUGGUGACCAAGACUAAAGCGAUUAAUGGGAAAUACCAUGAGUUUUUAAGCCGUCGUUUCCCCCGCGUUUAUCUUCUGUACACAAUCUUCACGAAAGGAUUGCAGAUGUUAUGGGCUGAUGCCAAAAAGGCUAGAAGAAUAAGGACAAGUAUGUGGAAGCACAAUAUAAAGUUUCAUCAACUUUCAUACCGGGAGAUGGAGCAUUUGAGACAGUUUCGUCGAGACAUCACCAAGUUCCUUUUCCUAGGUAUUAUUUCCGUUCCACCCUUUGCCAACUACCUGGUCUUCGUGUUAAUGUACCUGUUCCCUAGGCAACUACUGGUCCAACAUUUCUGGACCCCAGAGCAAAAAAUUGAUUUCUUAGAUGUCUACCAUGGUCUUCGGAAGGAAUCUCACCCAGAAGUCCUUCGUUAUUUAGAAACGAUCGUCCCUCUCAUCUCUGAUGCAGGACUCCAGAAGCACAUGACAGAGCUGUGCACCAAGAUGAAGCGUGGCACCCACCCCACAAUCCAUGAGAUCCUGGCUCUGAGAAAGUGUUUCUCGAACCCUCCUCUGGGCAUGGACCAACUCCAGGCUUUCCAGAUGAGAGCCUUAAGUCGUGCCAUGCUUCUCACGCCUUACCUGCCUCCUGUCCUGUUGAGAUAUCGUUUGAGGACUCACACCACGGUGAUUCACCAGCUGGACAAGGCUCUGGCGAAGCUGGGAAUCAGCCAGCUGACAGCUCAGGAAGUUAAAUCGGCUUGUUAUCUUCGUGGCCUGAAUUCUAACCAUAUUGCUGAAGAGAGGUGUCGAACUUGGCUGGGAGAGUGGCUGCAUAUCUCCUGCAACCUGAAAGAAGCCGAGCUGUCCCUCCUGCUGCACAACCUGGUCCUGCUGUCCACCAACUACGCGGGGUCGAGGCUCUGAGCAACCGUAGCGUGGAGGCGCUGUCCAGUCACCGAGAGCAGCAGCGCAGGCCAGACGGCACCGACCACUGAGACUCUGUGUCUGCCCGGUGUGCGGGAGGCAGAAUGGGCGUCCCCAGCCGGCGGCCUUCUGUGCAGGCAGGAACUGAAGCCCCUCCUGCCCGGGCUGGGAGUUCCAGCCGCUCCCCUCAAUAGCAGUCGCUGGCAGCGGCCUCUGAAGUGGGCUUUGACUGCGAUGUCUGGGGUCGGGUCUCCGGAAGGGAAGCUCUGCCCUGCCAGGGGGUCCUCGUGUGUUUAGGACUCGCCACUGCCCACUCUUUACAGCUGUUUGUUACAGGUGGCCGAGGCCUCUAAGGGAACAGCACCACCUAAAGGGAGCUUUUCCAUCGACGCAUGGACUCAAGGGCUCCCCACAUCCUUUCUGAUAUGACCAAAAAUACGAGUAUUUGUCUCCACUGUACUAAACCACUCCCUUUCUUUUUCCAGUCCUGUAAACAUUUUAGUAAAUUUUUUGUGCGUGAACUUAACAUUCUAAUGUACUAUAUAAAGGGAAAUUCAAGGACUUCUUGAUUCCUUCCCAUUAUUUAUAGCCUUAACUGCCUCCCCCUCCCAUUUUCGUUUUGGGGGUGUGGUGCAACCCUUGUGGGUCGUGCACUGUUAACUCACUCUGUAACGCGGCAGUCCACUGGACCUGACGGUGGGCACCACCACUGAGCUGUGGAUCAAACCUUUAAGUUACUAAAUUACUGCCCAGCCUGGGAGACCAGGACGGGUCUGCUUCCAGAUACUAAGUUGGAUUUGUGUAUGUGGACAUCCGUGACUUAGAGUAACUUAUUUUAAACGCAUGAAGCACUGUUUUUAAACCCAAGUAAAAACCACUCAAACCACUUGCUGGAAAUUACUUGUGCUCACUCUAAUCAUUUUGCUAAUAAGGAUCCUGUUACAAGACUGAGAUAUGUGGUUGGACUGGAACCUUCUGAUGGGUACAAGUUAGGAAGGAACAGAAUUCAAAUUCAUCUCUGCUGAAAUUUAUGAUGUUAACUAACAGAUUUUCCUAUGUAUUUCAAAAAUGACGCUUAAGGGUUAGGAGUAUAGAGGGAACAGUGUAUGCACAAGUCAAGCUCUUGAUCCAAAGGUAACGUCGUCUUUUCCUGCUUCUGCUGUUAACAUUCAUUUUUACUGACCUCGUUUUUUUCACGGUGCUGGAGAAGCAUCUUUACCGACAGCCGAAUCGU